AUGGAUUCCGUCGUUGCUACCGUCGUGGACACUCUCCAGAAGAGAGAAGAUGAAUGUGGUGAGAACGAGUACAGCGGCAUGUUGGGUGCCCGUAUCUCGUCGGUGUUCGUGGUGUUGGUUGCAUCCACCUUUGGUGCUGUGUUCCCAAUCUUGUCUUCCAGAUACUCUUUCAUCAGAAUGCCUGGCUGGUGUUUCUUCAUUGCCAAGUUCUUUGGUUCCGGUGUCAUUAUCGCUACUGCCUUCAUUCACUUGUUGGAGCCUGCUGCUGAUAACUUGGGCGAUGAAUGUUUGGGCCACGGCUGGACUAUCUAUCCUUAUGCAUACGGUAUCUGUCUUGUGACGCUUUUCAUCAUUUUCUUUGUUGAAAUGCUUGCUCUCAGAUACGUCGACAAGAAGCUUGACAACGGUGCUGGCGGUCACUCCCACUCUCACUUUGGCGACACCAACAACUACGUGAAGAACCACACUGAGUCUGACGAGGAGGUCAAGCUUAGCUCUGGCCAGGACUCUGAUACCGCAUACCCUAAGGCUGGACAAGAAGUCGACCCUACUGCUCCAGAGUCUGACACUGAAGACGCUUCUAACUUCUACAGUAAGUUGUUGGCUAUCUUUGUCUUGGAAUUCGGUAUCAUUUUCCACUCUGUUUUCGUUGGUUUGUCUCUUGCCACUGCUGACGACGAGUUCAAGACCUUGUACCCAGUCAUUGUGUUCCACCAGCUCUUCGAAGGUUUGGGUUUGGGUACCAGAAUCGCUGCUACUCCAUGGCCAAGAAACAAGAGAUGGACUCCAUGGUUGUUGGCUGCCGCUUACGGUUUGACCACUCCAAUUGCCAUUGCCAUUGGUCUUGGUGUCAGAAACACUUACUCUGAGGACUUCCGUACUGCCAAGAUUGUCAACGGUGUCUUUGACUCCAUCUCUGCUGGUAUUUUGCUUUACACUGGUCUUAUCGAGUUGAUGGCCCGUGAGUUCUUGUUCACCGACGAGUUCAAGGGUGACGAGGGCUUCAAGCGUAUGGUUGUUGCCUACGUUAUCAUGGCUGUUGGUGCUGGUUUGAUGGCCUUGUUGGGUAGAUGGGCUUAA
Candidozyma haemuli is the source of this 1080-nucleotide messenger RNA. It is a transcript of the gene ZRT2, whose product is annotated as low-affinity Zn(2+) transporter. Lineage: Eukaryota; Fungi; Ascomycota; Pichiomycetes; Serinales; Metschnikowiaceae. The transcript has a single exon. The record is from RefSeq and is a predicted model, not a curated record. Bases 1 to 1080 code for a protein of 359 amino acids. Gene Ontology annotation, cellular component: plasma membrane. Gene Ontology annotation, molecular function: low-affinity zinc ion transmembrane transporter activity. Gene Ontology annotation, biological process: zinc ion import across plasma membrane.